Molecule: messenger RNA, 1030 nt
Organism: Cimex lectularius (bed bug)
Lineage: Eukaryota; Metazoa; Arthropoda; Insecta; Hemiptera; Cimicidae
Gene: mRpL28
Product: 39S ribosomal protein L28, mitochondrial
Exons: 6
Coding region: 122-940 (272 amino acids)
Cellular component (GO): mitochondrial large ribosomal subunit
Molecular function (GO): structural constituent of ribosome
Source: RefSeq, a predicted model, not a curated record
AUGCGACACGUGCGUUGUUAUCUGUAACCGGUGAAAAUCUCGCCGCAAUACUCAGGUUUUAUCUGUUUAUUAUUAACAUUAUGUGAUAUUUCCCCCUUCGAAAGCCCUUAAAGUGUGCACUAUGUCUGCCUCGAGAGCCGUGCAGGCUGGGAGGGUGUUCUCGAAAUUCAAGUACGACGCCCUGGUCGAAGAGGGUUCCCACCUCCCGGAGUCGUACAAGAAGUUCUACACAGAAUGGAAAAAGAUGGAGCCGUCACCUGUCCACUACAGACACAAAACGGACCUUACUUGGGUCAGGAAUAAAUACGGAGAAAUGAAAAGAGUCGACGAUUUCCCGAUUCCACUCUUAUACCCUCCAGAAAUGCAUAAAGGAAUUUGGGGUGGCGAGGCUGUAAUAAAAGGUUUUCAGAAACGGACGAGGUUGAAGAAAAAAGUUCCUCACUUCUGGUUCCCCAUCUUGAUAAAAUCUGCCGUCUAUUCUGAGGUCCUGAACAAGACAAUGGACAUGACAAUGACAAAUAGGACUAUUGACUUGAUUUUUGAAAACUUCGGCUUCGAUCAUUAUAUUCUAAAGACACCUGCUUGUGACUUACAGUCCAGCCUCGCUUUGAAACUGAAAAGAAAGAUUCUUCAUGUACUUUACUACAACGAGCUUUACCCAGAUGAUGAAGAGAAAAGAAAAGAAGUGUAUAACAAAUAUAAACACUACUUAAAUGAUUACACAGAAGAAGAUAUUAAAUGGUAUGGUCUGACACUGCCAGAAGCGCUUAAAAAAUACGAGAAGGAAAAUAAAAUUACACCAGUACCUUUAAAGCAUGAAUUUCGAAUGAAACUGAUCCAGUUACUCAUGUCACCUCCUGAAGAAACUGAUCCUUCGGAUAAAGAGGAAAAAAGGUCGUCUUGGUUAUCCAAGAUAAAUCCAUUUUCCAAAGAGUCAUAAAGUUAGUUUUCACACAAAAGAUGUAGUUUUAAUUAUAUUUUAAUCUGAAAAUGUAUCAGUUUUUCUUAAAGAAAUAUAUCAUUAAAUAUA